Molecule: messenger RNA, 3270 nt
Organism: Diatraea saccharalis (sugarcane borer)
Lineage: Eukaryota; Metazoa; Arthropoda; Insecta; Lepidoptera; Crambidae
Source: the annotation of a GenBank genome assembly
ACUCAACUGUCAAAAGCAACAACAUUCAUUGUAAUUCGCGCGCAUUUUUUGUAUUAAAAAGUAAUCCAAAAACGAAUUUUUACUUUGUGUGAUUAUCUGAUUAAUGUUCGCUUUGACUGAAAAGAGAGUUGAUUUCCAAAAUAAAUAUGGGUAUUUUAGGUUUAUCAAAACUUAUUGCGGACAUAGCUCCUCAAGCUAUAAAAGAGAUGGAGAUUAAAAAUUAUUUUGGACGUAAAAUAGCGAUUGAUGCUUCUAUGAGUCUGUACCAAUUUCUAAUCGCCGUUAGAAGUGAAGGUGCCCAACUAACAUCAGUAGACGGAGAGACAACAUCCCACUUGAUGGGAACAUUCUAUCGUACAAUCAGAUUGGUAGAGAAUGGUAUAAAGCCAGUGUAUGUGUUUGACGGUAAACCACCAGAGCUGAAGGCUCAUCAGCUGAACAAGAGAGCCGAAAGGAGAGAGGAAGCGGAAAAGGAGUUGCAAAAGGCCACUGAAUCAGGUGAUCAAGCCCAAAUCGAAAAGUUCAACAGACGUUUAGUGAAAGUGACCAAACAGCAUGGUGAGGAAGCGAGGGAGCUGCUCAAGCUGAUGGGUAUUCCUGUUGUAGAGGCGCCCUGCGAGGCCGAGGCACAGUGUGCAGCAUUGGUGAAAGCAGGUAAAAUAUACGCGACUGCUACAGAAGAUAUGGAUGCGUUAACAUUCGGCGCUACAGUACUACUGAGACAUUUGACAUUUUCUGAAGCGAGAAAGAUGCCAGUGCAGGAAUUCCAUCUGAACAGUGUUCUAGAAGGACUUGGAUUACAACAACAAGAGUUCAUAGAUUUGUGUAUCCUCCUUGGAUGUGACUACUGCGGAUCUAUAAGAGGGAUCGGUCCAAAACGUGCUAUAGAAUUGAUAAAGCAACAUCGUUCAUUAGAAGAAAUACUCAAAAAUAUAGACACUAACAAAUAUCAACCGCCCGAGGAAUGGGACUACAAGAAUGCCCGGAGACUGUUCCUGGAGCCAGAGGUCACUGACCCUAAAGAUAUAGAGAUGAAGUGGACGGACCCUGAUGAGGAAGGUCUCGUAAAAUUCCUGUGUGGUGACAAACAGUUCAACGAGGAACGAGUCAGGAACGGAGCCAAGAAACUUAUGAAAGCUCGCACUGGGUCCACACAGGGGCGUCUCGAUGGAUUCUUUAAGAUAUCGACAACACCAAAUCCGAAGCGGAAAGCGGAAGAAGAAAAGAAAAAUGCAAACAAAAAAGUGAAAAGCGGUAGAGGAAGGAAACCUAAAUAACUUGAAAUAUUUAAAAAUCCAGUUAUUUGUUAUAAAAAAAUGUACACAUAGCAGUAUGUCAAGUUACCAUAUGUCAAAUUGCAAUUGAUUUUUGACUUUACUAUCGCAUUAAGUUUUAAAGUCGAGUGAAAAAAAAUGACAGAUUUGUAUAACCUGACCUGCUGUUGACUGUACCUAAAUAGUUUAUAUAAUACGAUUGAUCUAAUAUAAGUUUAUUCUCAACUUUAUUGUGUAUUUGUUUUUACUAUAUAGGUCCACGGUAAUGGCCCGCCAAGCCAAACUAAGCUGAAUGGCACUACCUGUUUUUCUCGAUUAAUUGCAAUUAACAGAUCUGAAUAUUGAAUAUUAGCAUUAGCAAAUAACGCAUUUUGCCUUUUUUCAUGUUACUUCAAUUAAUCUCAUCUUGUUAUUUGUUUGUGUUAUAGAAUAAUUAUGUAUGAAAAAGUAUUUUUAUUUCGAAAUAUAAACGUUUUCUUGAUUUAAAAUUAAAAACGCUGUCCGCCAUAUUCAUGACGUCAUUUACGUAUGUAAAUAAAAUAGACACAUAACAGUGAAAUAACAGUGUCUUGCUUUAAAACUAAAAGACAGAUAUGGUAAGAACAGCGCCUUUUAUGGAUCUGCUUUAUAAUAAAUAGUACGCUGCUAACGAUUAAUAUGACAGAUGCAAAAAUAUUACUGCCGAUAUGACGUCACACUAUGGCGGGUCGUAUUUCAGGUCACUUGAUACGCAGACAAAAAUCCUACUUCUAAUAAAAUAAUUCUAUGAUAUUUAUUUCAAUGUAAUUUUUUUUUUUUUUGCCGAAUUUUGUGACUUGAUUUUCACUGACGAUACUUUCUGUUAUUUUGAUGUAUUUGAAAACUCUAAUUUAAUUAUAAAUUUCGAAUCUAUUGAUAAUAAUCAUUGGUUGAUUUAUUCUAAAAUUUUCAGUGUUAUAGUUACAUGAAGAUAUACGACCGGUUUCUGAAUUAAGAGAUUACAAAUUAUUCUCAAUAAGUUCUAGUUUUAUCAAUAUGUUUCAACUGAUCGUUAAAAACUAAAAACCUGUUAAAGUGACGUUUAAAACGUUCUUACCUUUGAAUUCUCAAUUCAGAAACCAGGUGAUAGUAAUUACCGCCUUUGAUAAUAUACCAUAUAUCAGCUGGGCUGAUAUCAAUUGUUUUUAUAUGCUAAAGUUUUUUGUAUUUCAUUUUUAACUGAUACUGUGUCAAGUGAACUCGAUUUUAAGAUAUCUCUAGAAUCUUUAAGUAUCGAAUAUUUUGCAAGAGGUUCGAAAUAUAUUACUGAGAUAUUACAUUUGUAGUGAUCAUUUAUUACAGAAUGUAAAAUUUCAAAAAAUGGAUGGUGAAACCAUAGACUUAGAAGUAUUUCAGAUAGAAAGAGAAACCUAGUUGUACUUAUAUUAGAAAAAGAGAGCAGAUCGUCUCUAUUCGCGAAUACGUAGUUAACUAAAGAAUGUAAAGGAGUACGGCAGAACGAUCUGACGGUUUGUUACUACGAAUACUAAGUUUGUCAAUCCGCUAUAGUUUUAAAAUAAAAUAUUUAUAAAAAACUGUGGACUUAUUCAAAGAUGCCUAGUGAAGAAUGGCAUAACUGAUAUAUAAAGCUAAAGUGGAAGGAUGUAGAAAUGGCGCAAGACAAUGUAACGAUUUAAUUGUGAAAGGUGUCUUAAUACACUUUUCGCAAUGUUAGCUAUAAAAACCAGCGAGCGUAUAUGGCAAUACUAACUACUGAACUUCGAGGAAGUGACGCUCAGGCUUUGGUCUAUCUACCCUUAACACGUGAAUAAUUCCUUUGUUCCCUUUGAGUUACACCAUUUUGUUAUGUGGAACAAUUGCGCGAUCUUCUCUCUCUUUCUGACGGAAUGCCAUUUCUGCUUACCCCGUAUUUUUUUACCUACUCUAAUAAUACCUAUAUUAAUAAGACAGCUCAUUUUUAUAUGUAUGUAUUGUUUAUUCCGAGAAAAUUGAUAGUAAAUAAAUUUCGUCUCAUUUU